CAACGUUCAUUCUUUGUUCUGAUUCAGUCUUCAAGUACUCGUACUUCCCACACUCACUUGCCCUGCCUUCAGUAUAUCCGUAUUAAUCUACGCAACGCCGAAUCACUACUUCCAAUAGUCCCGUAAUAUCAAAACGCAAACCGACAUCAAGAUGAAGUACUCUGCCGUUCUCCUCUUUGCCAUUGGCGCAUUCGCUAUUCCUCAAGACGCGUCUGUUACCUCCGCCCCUAAGACCCCUGCCGCCAUCCCGAGUGGUCUUUCUCCCGCCAUCAGCUGCGCCAUGUCGUGCGACGACAGCGAUGUGACCUGCAAGGCCGCAUGCCUGGGCAACGCACGACCCAACGCCUCCCAGGUUAUCGAUACCAACGAAUGUGUCGCCAAGUGCGAUCAGGGUGAUGGCUCUACUGAGGACUCCAUCGCCUACGCCAAGUGCGCAGACAGCUGCAUCAACAGCCUUUUUCCUAGCAGCCAGACCGCUUUCGGCGCUGGCGGUGCUGCGAACGCUGUUGCUUCCGGCUCUGCUGGUAGCGCUGCAAGUGCCGCUGCUUCAGCUACUGGUUCCGCCAACCCUACUGCUACCUCAGGAGGAUCUGCCUCUGCUUCUGGAUCCGAGUCUGGCUCUGCAGCUGAACCCGCUGCGACUGGUGCUGCUGACAAGGCUUCAGCUCGUCUCGCUGGUGCUGGUCUUGCUGGUCUUUUGGCUAUCUUCGCCUUGUAAAUCUAGUAAAUUCGAUCUGGGCUGUACUUUAUGGUCCUGAUGGCUGGAGAGCUUGGGAGAGUCUGAGAGUCAUUGAAAUAGUGGCUGAUGCGAGAGUCUUUGUUAUAUGAUGGUCGCCGUGUUGAAUAUAUCGUGCAUUCGAUACUGGCCCAUGUUGGAAGAAUGUUCUUGGUGGUAAGGUUUCAAUUUGAUCAGAUGAAAACCUCACAAUUGCACUGCUGUUUCAAGCAGCAUAUUUUGCUUGUCGCCGAACAAGUGUACCCAGAUCUGUGUGAGCUAUAUGCUGUGAAUUGAAGUCGUUGAGGAGGGGGAUCAGCACUGGGAAUGCUAGCGCAGCUGAUGAGCUAAUGAUGGCGCUGGCUCGUGCACCUCAUGCAGGUCAGCGGCAUGACCUCGGCAUCUACCUAGGUAGAUGUCAUCAAGGCCCCGCCCAGACCAUGACAAGUGCCCGCACACCAUGAAGAAAUCGGG
Alternaria alternata is the source of this 1189-nucleotide messenger RNA. RefSeq lists its product as hypothetical. Lineage: Eukaryota; Fungi; Ascomycota; Dothideomycetes; Pleosporales; Pleosporaceae. The record is from RefSeq and is a predicted model, not a curated record. The coding region runs from base 152 to 718 and encodes 188 amino acids. The transcript has 2 exons.